AUGGCUAAAAUAAAGUCUGUUUCGAAGAGUAUCGGUACAAAAAAAAAAAAGCGGAGAGCGCACAGGGACCAAGAAGGCCUCCACCGCGCUGAUGGCACUACCGUAGCAACAAAAGAGCCCGAGACUCCAGAGCAAAUGUACUCGAAAGCUUCUGAUCUUUUCUUGCAACUUCAAAUCGACAAAGCUCUCUCCAUCGCGCAAAGAUCACUCGAUGAAUUUCUCGAAGUCUACCCUGAUAACCCACGAGCAUCCUACCCUACCCUCCUUCUCCUUGGCCAAAUCUACCUUGCAUUGGGUGAUGUCGAUCUGUCACGGGAGCACUACUUGAAAGCUACAGAGGUAGAUCCAGAUGGAAGCGAGACUGGUGCUGCUCCGUUCUUAUGGAUUGCGCAAUUGAGUGAAGUGGGUGGAGAAGAGAGUAUCAGGUGGUUCGAGAAGGCGUGUGCGAUUUUGAGGAAGGCGCUUAGGGAGUUGGAGGAGCAACAAGGGAUCGAGGAGUCUGAGAAUGCGAUCAUUGAGACAAGACGUCAGCUUGGGGAAACCCUUUGCAGUAUGACGGAAGUCUACAUGACUGAUUUAUCGUAUGUUAAGUUCGACACGUAUGAUGUGGUUCAGCAGCUGACAGAUGUACCCGGCAGUUUUGACCCUGAAGCCGGUUCGAGAUGCGAUGCACUUAUGACAGAAGCAGUGCUUGUCUGCCCAGAGUCUCCAGCAGUCCUCCAAACACUCGCCAGUGUACGAAUUUCGGAAGAGCGAAUGGAUGACGCCAAAUCUGCUCUAACAAGGAGUAUGGAGCUGUGGAGGCAUCUUCCGAACGACGACGUCAACAUACCAGAUUUCGCAACUCGAAUAUCCCUAGCGAGACUUCUGCUGGAGGUUGAGAUGGAGCCCGAAGCGGUUGAAGUGGUGGAUCAGCUUGUACAAGAAGACGACCAGAGCGUUGAAGCACUGUAUCUGGGAGCAUGGUCACGGUACCUUUCCUUUGAGAAAGGUUCCAACACAGCGAGCGAUUCAAGAGAUUGGUUCCGUCGUUGUCUUCGGCUGUACACAUCAGUGGACUAUGAAGAUGAGAAGCUAAGACAGCAUGUCGUUGAGAUGAUUACCAAGCUAGAUGAGAUAUUAGGACCACCCGUUAAGGAGGAGGAGGAGGAGGAGGAUGCUGAAUGGGAGGACGAGGCCGAUGUUGAAUAUGGAGAAGAAAUCGAGGUAGAAGAGCCGCAGGAAGAUGUCAAGAUGAAUGAUGUGGAUAUGAAGGGAGGAGUAACCUAA
This is a messenger RNA of Endocarpon pusillum Z07020, 1269 nucleotides long. RefSeq lists its product as uncharacterized. The transcript has a single exon. The coding region runs from base 1 to 1269 and encodes 422 amino acids. The record is from RefSeq and is a predicted model, not a curated record. Lineage: Eukaryota; Fungi; Ascomycota; Eurotiomycetes; Verrucariales; Verrucariaceae. Gene Ontology annotation, molecular function: protein binding.